Molecule: messenger RNA, 1842 nt
Organism: Carassius auratus (goldfish)
Lineage: Eukaryota; Metazoa; Chordata; Actinopteri; Cypriniformes; Cyprinidae
Product: SLAM family member 9-like
Exons: 4
Coding region: 84-908 (274 amino acids)
Source: RefSeq, a predicted model, not a curated record
AGGGUGUAAAAUAGGGGAGGAUUCAGACCUGGUCACAUUUUGAGUGAUGUUCUCUCAGACAGCUCAGUAAACGGCUGAUAAAAAUGCUUCAUGGGUUACUUUUGUUUGGUUUGUGCUUCUGGCGUCUCGUUGGUGUGUUUGGGGUUGAGGCAGAUGAAAUCGAGUCGUUGUUGGUGAUAGAGGGCGAUUCUGUCUCCCUACCGACUGGUGUGACUAAAAUACAAGAGGACGAUCUGAUCAUGUGGACAUGCGGAGACUAUUGCAUCGCUAAACUCAACAUUUCAUCCGAAGUCAUCGCUGAAACUCAUGACAGAUUCAGAGACAGACUGCAGCUGGAUCAUCAGACUGGAUCUCUGAUCAUCACAAACACCAGAACCACAGACUCUGGACUUUAUAAAGCACAGAUGAUUGGACAACAAGUGUCUAGGAAAACGUUCAAUGUUACUGUCAUUGCUCGUCUUCCCGUUCCUGUCAUCACCAGUUACUGUCCUCAAAAUCCUCCAUCAGGAUCAUCAGUGUCCAGAUGUGUGCUGCUGUGUUCAGUGGUGAAUGUGGGUCAUGUGACUCUCUCCUGGUACAAAGGAAACAGUUUAUUGUCCAGCAUCAGUGUGUCUGAUCUCAGCAUCAGUCUCUCUCUACCUCUGGAGGUGGAAUAUCAGGAUAAAAACAGCUACAGCUGUGUGCUCAACAAUCCCAUCAGCAACCAGACUCAACAUCUGGACAUCACUCAGCUCUGUCAACCAUGUUCAGAAUGUGUCUGCUGUUGCAAUUCGACUGAAGCUGUGAUCCAAUUGGUCGUCUCUGCUCUGGUGGGCGUGGCUAUUGUUGUCGUUCUGGUUUAUGACAUCAGAUCCAGAAAAGCUGAAGAGAAAAGAAGAGCUCGGAAAUCAUCAUCAGAUCAUAACUGACUUACUGUAACAAGAAUAUUAAAAAUGGGAGCUGGGUAGUAACUUUCAUCUUCAAAUAUACCUUUUUUAAAAAGCCUACUGCUAUUCUGAAUUCUGAAUAUACUGUAUAUUCACAAAGUCUUCCAGUUUUGUGGACAUUCACACAGAGACCAGUCUCUAGUCAAGUGGCUAUAACUCACUGAGGACAUACAGCAUCCGACCACUGGUUUUACAGAAAUCAUUUCAGUUUUAAUCAUUUCAAUUGGGACGUUUAAGUAAUUUUUAUAAACGUGCCUUAAAACAACAUUACUGAUGCCCCUAUGAAUACCCAGUUUGCUCAGAGCUAAUAAAGAAUUUUGAUUCUAGUGCAAUCACAUUUAAAGCUCUGCUUACUUAACACUUUCUGCUGUUUUUGUGGUCUUGGUAGGUAGCAGACCUGACAGGAAGUUGGUUAGUUUUGCAAAAAAAACAACAACUUAUGACUUCAGAAGAACUUGCCCUUUACUGGCAGUACAUAAAUACUUUUACACAAAACUUUCAGAAAGUUUUCUAUGGCCUAAACUGACCUACGGGAACUUUUGAACUUUUACACACUUACACACUUCUGUUUGAGAACCAAGUUUACUUUUUAGCAACCCACCACAGUAAAAGUCUUAUAUGGCUGUGUAUUACAUCAUAUAUUUCCUCCAGAGCACGUAUUCAUUCUACAGAACUGAUGCACCAUUAGUACAAGUGGUUACCCUGUUAUGAAAUGUCAUCAUUGUUGAUUAUGAUGGUCGUCACUGAGAGAUUUGUCUUGAUAUUGUUUUAAUAAUGCCAUGCAAUGCUUUUCUUUGUAUUUAAUGUAGUAAAUAGCUAAUCAUUAUAAUCAAAGCCUCGCCAUUGUGCAUUUAUGCGAUUAUCAGUUAAUCUUUUAACGGUGUAAUUAUUUAUUUAAAACACACGUGGCAUUACA